Dufourea novaeangliae is the source of this 1252-nucleotide messenger RNA. RefSeq names its product tRNA:m(4)X modification enzyme TRM13 homolog. NCBI's taxonomy places the organism in Eukaryota, Metazoa, Arthropoda, Insecta, Hymenoptera, Halictidae. Bases 20 to 1252 code for a protein of 410 amino acids. The record is from RefSeq and is a predicted model, not a curated record. Gene Ontology annotation, biological process: tRNA methylation. The transcript has 5 exons.
UAAUUAAACAGUCAUCAGAAUGACAGAAGGCAGUCAUUGUAUGUACUUUGUGAAACGAAAAAAGCGUUUCUGUCGUAUGACGGUUAGAAAAGGGAAUAAAUAUUGCGGUGAACAUCAAGAAAAUUCACUGGAUGUUUCAGUUGGUGAUGAAGAAAUUGGAAAGAAACGAGUAAAGUGCCCGCUUGACCCUAGACAUACUUGCUAUGCAUCACGGUUGUCUGCACACUUAAAGGUGUGUAAUGCUAAGCGAGUAAUCGACUCACAGCCUUCAUUUAUAGUCAAAGGAAUUAAUGUGGACAGACAUUGUGAAAUACCAUCACACAUACCACUCUGUGAACUCAGUCAACUUGUUGUAGAUGCAGUCAUAGAUAAAGUCAAGGCUGCUCAUGAGAAGUUACCACUGUUUUCAGAGGAUGUAUUACAACACAAAGUACUUCAAAGUAAAAUAAAUGAUGAAUCCUGUGGAAGGACUAUUAAGAAACACCUCUUACAAAACUCAUCAUUACUAUCACAUUUAGAAUAUGUUGGUCUUAUACAAGAUAGUACAUGUUUUAUUGAGUUUGGAGCAGGAAAGGGCAAACUGACAUAUUGGCUGGGCCAAAUUAUAAAAGAUAAAAAAGAUAGUUGCAUUUUGUUGGUAGAUCGCUCAAGUCACAGGCAUAAAAGUGACAAUAAGUUGAAGAAUGAACAAUCUCCUCUUGUGAUAAAAAGGAUACGAGCUGAUAUUGCUGAUCUGAAGCUGAAUAACAUUACAGAGAUUCAAAAGUUCCAUUAUAAAGUUGGCAUUGCCAAACACUUGUGUGGAGCAGCUACAGAUUUAACUAUAAGGUGUUUAGUUCAAGCAAUGCAAGAUGAACCUAAAUGCAAUGUUAAUGGCUUAGUAAUUGCAUUCUGCUGCCAUCACAGAUGUGAUUAUGCAACAUAUAUUGGCAAACAUUACUUGGAGCAAUGUGGAUUUACAUCGACUGAAUUUCCAGUUUUAUGUAGUAUUGCAAGCUGGGCAACAUGUGGAUCCAAUUUUAACAAAAUAGCUUCAGAUCAAUCUAGGCAAAAUGAUGCUAAAGACACAAGAUCAGGUACAAAAAGUUUAACUUCAAUUGAGAAGGAAAAUAUUGGCCAUAAAGUGAAGUCACUACUAAACUGGGGUCGUUUAGAAUUUCUGAAAAGUGUUGGAUUCCAAAGCAAUUUAAUUUAUUACACCACCACUGAUGUAUCCCUUGAAAAUAUGUGUAUUAUAGCCACUAAGAAAUAA